AUGACUAACAUCUGUGAAGUGACCAGUUCCUUAUACUAUCGUGUGACAGGAUCACGCUACGCUCUGAUCGACCGCAUGGACAAUAUGCCCGCAAUUCUAUUGGGCACAUUCCAAUUCGCACCAGAUAAAAAGCAAACUGACGUCAUUCAGGAGAUGGAGCACUUUAUCACAAGCUAUUUCACAGACGAAUGUCGGUGA
Messenger RNA from Opisthorchis viverrini, 198 nucleotides. RefSeq lists its product as hypothetical. NCBI's taxonomy places the organism in Eukaryota, Metazoa, Platyhelminthes, Trematoda, Opisthorchiida, Opisthorchiidae. The record is from RefSeq and is a predicted model, not a curated record. The coding region runs from base 1 to 198 and encodes 65 amino acids. The transcript has a single exon.